Molecule: messenger RNA, 1499 nt
Organism: Spinacia oleracea (spinach)
Lineage: Eukaryota; Viridiplantae; Streptophyta; Magnoliopsida; Caryophyllales; Amaranthaceae
Product: protein IQ-DOMAIN 11
Exons: 5
Coding region: 182-1426 (414 amino acids)
Molecular function (GO): protein binding
Source: RefSeq, a predicted model, not a curated record
UAUUAUGACCUUAAUAGGCAAGGUGUGUGGUGUGUCUAAGUCAAUAGGAAGUAUUUAAGUGUCUUUCAUAGAGACAUGUGGGACUAGUUUUGUUGAUAUAUCUUAGUGAAUUAGUAUUAGAUCAUGUAAAAAUCCUCAAAAGUGUAAAAUCAAAGAAAUUCCUCAUGGUUCAUCUUGCACAAUGUCUAAGAAGAAGGGUUGGUUGGGUUUGAUCAAAAGGCUCUUGUUUCCAGAAUCACAUCAACCACAAAAGAUCAAGAGAAGAAAAUGGUUAUUUGGAAGAUUAAAAAGGACAAAAACAUUGGCAUCACUAUCACCUCCAACACAAUCAAAAUCAAUACAAAUAUCGGAGGUUGUUGAAGAAAAGGAGGAAAAACAGAGGAAAAUUGAAGAUGACUAUACAAAAAAUGUGUUGAAUUCCGCAGAAGAGUUGGUAAAAUGUUCAGAGGUAAUUGUAAAUGAUACGAAUAUUACUCAUUCGGAUUCUGAAGAUGAGAGUCAUCUUGGAAGUGUAGCUGCCAUCAAGAUUCAAACUGUUUAUCGCGGUUAUCUUGCGAGGAAAGCAUUGAGGGCAUUGAAGGGGUUCGUGAGGCUUCAGGCGAUUAUUCGAGGGCGAGCAGUGAGACGGCAGGCUAUGAAUACAUUGAAGUGCUUACAAUCCAUAGCAAAGAUCCAAUCUGAGGUUUGUGCCAGGAGAUGUCAAUUGAUAAGAGUUAAUGAUGGAGAUUUGCAAUUGCAGGAUCUUACUCAUCACAUUCCUAAGAUACAAUUAUGUAAGCUCAGAAGGUUGGAUGAUGAACUUAUGACCAAAGAAGAGGAAAUCGACAUAAUUCUACGAAAGAAAGAGGCUAUUUUGAGAAGCAAAAGGGUCAAAGCAUACUCAUUUAAUCACAGGCAUUCUGCAGAUGCAGUAUUAGAUGGAAAUACUCAAGGCCGACUUAGGUACUGGCUAGAGCAGUAUGUUGGCGAUGAAGCCGGAAAGAAGGAAGAAAGAAUCGGAGGAAAGCAACAUAAAAUAAGGAACAUAGAUGGCAUGAACAACUUGGACGUUGCAGCAGACGUUACAUCUUUACCUCGAAAUUCAUUCCAUAAACAUAAGAAGCAAAAUUCCUACAGUGAAGAUAUCUUACAUCCAAUUUCUCCUGUAAAUCUUCCGACAUACAUGGCUGCAACGGAAUCUGCCAAAGCAAGAACACGAUCAACAAGCUCCCCGAGGCUAAGGCCUUUACAUUUCGAGGCUUAUUCCGACAGUGAUUCACCUUACAAGAACAAAUUCUUCUCACCAAUGUCUUCUAUAAAUAGUGAGGCAACUAGUAGUGGUUUUAGCAAGAUUAGUAACAAGUGUAGCUUUUCUUCUCCCCAUCAGAAAUCGCCCAGCUUCAAAGGGGUCUAUGGUCCUAUUAGAUCAAACAAGAACUCCAAGUAAAUAUUUUAGCAUAGAUCUUCACAAGAAUUGUUGAUGAUUAAGGGAUCCAUUUGGUCUAUUUUUAUAUUUUGAC